Ipomoea triloba (trilobed morning glory) is the source of this 2567-nucleotide messenger RNA. RefSeq names its product subtilisin-like protease SBT1.4. The coding region runs from base 66 to 2378 and encodes 770 amino acids. The transcript has a single exon. Lineage: Eukaryota; Viridiplantae; Streptophyta; Magnoliopsida; Solanales; Convolvulaceae. Gene Ontology annotation, biological process: proteolysis. The record is from RefSeq and is a predicted model, not a curated record. Gene Ontology annotation, molecular function: serine-type endopeptidase activity.
UUACAGCUCUGCUCUUCGCCUAUAUCUUCAGCCUUAGCUUCAUCAUCACCUAUUCAUACUCAUCAAUGGCGUUUCCCUCUCUUUCUUCCUCCUUUCUCUUCAUAUUCUUCUGUCUUGUUUCAGUCCGCCUCUCUGUAUCAUCUGAGAAUCAGGAGACCUUUAUAGUCCACGUGUCAAAAUUCCAAAAGCCCCACGUUUUCACCACCCAUCGUGACUGGUAUGAUUCCAUCAUCACUUCCCUUUCUCCUCUCUCCCCUCACCCAUCCGAGAUCUUGUACACAUACGGCCGCGUCGCCCGCGGGUUUUCCGCUCGCCUGACGCGCUUCCAAGCGUCUGAGCUACGGAAAGUUCCCGGCGUGAUAUCUGUCCUCCCGGAUCACGUCCGCGGGCUCCUCACGACCCGCACGCCUCAGUUUUUGGGCUUAGCUGAAUCGUCUGGGCUCUGGCCCAACUCUGAUUAUGCGGAUGAUGUUAUAGUGGGGGUUUUGGACACCGGAAUCUGGCCGGAGAGGCCUAGCUUCUCCGACGAGGGGCUAUCUCCGGUUCCUGUUAGUUGGAAGGGGAAGUGCGAGAAUAGUACGGAUUUUCCGGAGAGUUUGUGUAAUCGGAAAAUCAUCGGCGCUCGUGUUUUCUACAAAGGCUAUGAAGCUGCUCGGGGAAGUCCGAUAGAUGAAUCGGUAGAAUCGAAAUCGCCGAGAGAUACGGAAGGCCAUGGGACGCAUACUGCGUCUACUGCGGCCGGGUCGAUUGUUGCGAGCGCGAGUUUGUUUGAAUAUGCGCGUGGUGAAGCUAGAGGCAUUGCGAUAAAAGCCAGAAUAGCUGUUUACAAGAUUUGCUGGAGCUCAGGUUGUUACGAUUCCGAUGUUCUCGCCGCCAUGGAUCAAGCUGUUGAAGACGGCGUUCACAUCAUUUCGCUUUCUGUAGGACCUUCAGUCUACUGUCCGGACUACGAUCAGGAUUCAUUUGCGAUCGGAGCUUUUGGAGCGACGAAGCACGGCGUUCUCGUUUCCUGUGCCGUUGGAAAUUCCGGAUCCGGCGCAAAUACCGCCGUGAAUGUCGCGCCUUGGUUUCUCACGGUUGGUGCUUCCACUAUUGAUCGGCAAUUCCCGGCUGACGUGGUAUUAGGGGACGGCAGGAUCUUCACUGGCGUCUCGUUAUACUCCGGCGAACCGCUCGGCGAAAACAAACUGCCGGUGGUCUACGGCGGCGAUGCCGGCAGCAGGUACUGUUAUUCGGGAGAAUUAAACGCUUCGAAAGUCACCGGAAAUAUUGUGUUCUGUGAUCGAGGAGGCAUUGCCAAAGUUGAGAAAGCAGUUGCCGUAAGAGAAGCCGGCGGCGUCGGAAUGAUCCUCGCUAACCUAGCUAGCUCCGGUGAAGAGCUCGUCGCCGAUCCAUAUCUGAUUCCCACGUCAAAUGUCGGAGAUAAGGACGGAGACGAAAUCCGGAAUUACAUAAACUCGGAUCCGUCCCCAACUGCCACGAUUGUAUUCCGGGGAACAGUAAUCGGAACCUCGCCGUCGGCGCCGCGGGUGGCGGCUUUCUCAAGCCGCGGCCCCAAUUACGUGACUCCUGAAAUUCUCAAGCCGGAUGUGAUCGCUCCCGGCGUUAACAUUCUAGCCGGCUGGACCGGCGCCAUUGGCCCAUCCGGCUUGAACAUUGAUAAAAGAACGGUAGAAUUCAACAUUAUCUCCGGCACGUCAAUGGCUUGUCCUCACGUGAGCGGCUUGGCUGCCUUGCUUCGAAAAGCCUAUCCAAAAUGGAGCCCCGCCGCUAUCAAAUCCGCGCUCAUGACAACGGCUUACAAUUUGGACAAUUCCGGAAGCAAUUUUACGGAUCUUGCAACGGGCAAACAAUCCACCCCGUUUGCCCAUGGAUCCGGGCACGUGGAUCCAAACAGAGCACUAGAUCCGGGUUUGGUAUACGAUUUGGAAGUGAGUGAUUACGUGGAUUUUUUAUGUACCAUUGGUUACGAUACUCGGAGAAUCGCAGCCUUCGUGAACGACUCAUCUUCAGUGAAUUGUAGCUCAAGGAAUUUGGGCACACCCGGGUCUCUAAACUACCCAUCGUUUUCAGUUGUUUUUACCAGCAAAAGUAGCGUUAUAAAAUACAAAAGAGUUGUUAAAAAUGUAGGGAGUGAAAAAAAUGUUGUUUAUAAGGUUAAAGCGGACGCUCCCUUAGGUGUGCAGGUAAGUGUCUCACCAACCACGCUGAAAUUUAGUGAGGAAAAUGAUUUGUUAUCUUAUGAGGUAACUUUUACUAGUACUAAAUUAGGAAGUUUUAGGGAGUCAUUCGGAUCAUUAGCUUGGGAGGAUGGAGUGCACAUUGUUAGAAGCCCAAUAGCUGUGACUUGGAGAAUGUAUUCUCAACAAGUAGCUUGAAUGUAAGUAAAAUGGGCCUAGUCUAAAUGAGUCCAUGUAAUAAAGCAGCUUGAAUGCAAGUAAAAUGGGCCUAGUCUAAACGAGUCCAUGUAAUAAAAUAAGUCCACAACUUCAUAUACAAAUUAUUAUGGUGGACAAAUAUAUGUAUAAUAUUAGAAUAAUUAUUAUUACUAAAUCAUUUAGCAUAAA